Messenger RNA from Klebsormidium nitens, 1558 nucleotides. NCBI's taxonomy places the organism in Eukaryota, Viridiplantae, Streptophyta, Klebsormidiophyceae, Klebsormidiales, Klebsormidiaceae. The record is from the annotation of a GenBank genome assembly.
AUCCAAGUUUCAAAGCUUGUGCCAGUGGAUUCAAGCUCAAGUUCCAAAGCUCCAAAGCUCAAGGAAGCUUGCAAAGUGUUCAACUCAUGUAGCUCGACGCGCAGAGUUAGAGAGGAGUCAGAGGACAAGCAUCCCAACGUGACGGCUCAAGGAUUGUUUCGCUGCUUAAAAUAGUUGACCUAUUGGGACAAGGAGGCUUGGGCGCAUUGCAUUAGUUUGCUUGGAACGGUCGCGCAAGCAGUUGCAGUUGCGAGGUUUCCAAGAAGCAGCACGCACAGCUGGCUGAGUGUUUCUAAGCAUGCCAAGGGGCAAACGUGCGGCGGUGGAGGAGGAGGAAGAAGAGGCGCAGCCCAGGGCCACACAGAAGCAGAGCAGACGAGGAAAGCGGGCCCAAAGGGAUGAAGAGGAAGAAGAACCAGUGAGGGGACAACAGGAAGAGGGCCAGGAGGAAGGGGCCACCGGAAGAGAGGGCGGGGAAGAAACCGCUGAGGAGCUGACGCAGCGCUACACAAGUGCAGCUGAGGCUGUGGAGCUGGAGCCAUUUGGGCUGACUUCAGAGGAAGGGGACAAGUUGGUGGCAGACGUGAUGCGCCUCAUGCUGUUCAAGAAUGGGAGCAAUCCCGGCGUCCCAGUAAAGCGGGAGGACAUUCUCGCCGUGGUAAACAAGACGUACAAGGACCGGCGCGGCACGGCGGGCCACAUCAUCACCCUCGCGCAGGCCAAGUUUGUGAGCAUCUUUGGCAUGGAGAUGAAGGAGGAGCUGCGGGUGGCGCGGAAGAAAGGGCCCAGGCGCGCAGACCCUGGGGAAGGUACGGGCGCCAAGACGUACCUCCUCAAGAGCCUGCUCCCGCUGGACCUCCGGCAGCGCUUCGUGGAGCCCCCCAAGACGGCGUCGCUCAAGGGCUUUGGCGCCGUCAUCCUGUGCUUGAUCCACUUGGCGCAGGAUUCGCUUAGCGAGGCGGCCCUCCACAACUAUCUCUCGAAGCUUGGUGUCAAGGCUGAAGAUGACGCGCACCCCGCCCUGGGCAACGUCGAUGCUGCCAUUCAGGCCCUGAUCAAGCAAAGGCUGAUCGAGAAGGUGGCAGUCCCAGGCGACGAGCCGGAGACGCACUACGUCAUGGGUGACGUCGGCCAGAGUCAGGUCGGGACAGAGAAGCUGCAGGACAUGAUCAAGCAGAUCAUGGGCGAUGCGGAACCUGACCUUGCUGAUGGAGCCGAUGACUAGUCUUUGAGGUGUUCUGUUGCCAACCGUUUGGUUGCUACUUGAGCUUGUUGGGUUCAGGAUUCAAAGAUUAUGUGUUGCCAAAGGUAAUCCAGUAGUCUACAACAUUGCUACGUUCCACGCCCUAGAACCCCACAUUGAUAUUGACAAAUCAAACACAAACCCAAGCGAAUGGUUUCUCUUGAAGACUGCCGGUUGCGAAGAAUCAUAUCAGCAAGAACGAGCAAGGUUUGAACUUCUCAUUGUGUGUAUCGUAGUACAACCAUAAUAUACACAGUUGACCAGCUCUUAUUGUUGGUUGUAUAAAUUCACAAUCCGCCCUGGGGCACCUUGAUC